AUGGCAUCAGAACGUCCUCCAUCUCCGAGUCAAGAGGCAGCCCGAGCGGCCCUUGGUGCCGCCGAGGCCCGUUUGAUCACGAACAACCCGUUAUCCAAGGCUCAACAUGACCUCGCCGUCGGCACCCUCCCCGGCGGCAACACCCGCACCCUCCUCCACACCUCGCCCUUUCCCCUCUGCAUGAAGCAAGGCAAAGACGCCUACGUCUGGGACAUCGACGGCCACAAAUACGUUGACUUCGUCGGCGAACUCUCGGCCGGCUUGCUAGGCCACUCCCACCCAACCAUCCACAGCACCCUGCUUUCCACAUUCUCCGACACGGGCCUCUCCCUGGGCGCCACUACGCCGCACGAACAGACCUUCGCCGCCCUGCUCUGCGACCGUUUCCGUCUCGCCCGCGUGCGCAUGACCAACUCGGGCACCGAGGCCAACCUGCACGCGCUGGCUGGGGCGAGGCAUUUCACGGGCCGUCGGAAGGUUGUGGUCUUUUCCGGGGGGUACCAUGGCGCUGUGCUUUCGUUUCCUGACGGGAAACCGGCGGCGAAUACGGUUGAUAGGCAGGAUUUUGUCGUCGUGUCGCGGUAUAAUGACUUAUCUCUCGCUAGGCAGGUGAUCGAACAGACAGAGGACCUUGCCGCGGUGCUGGUGGAGCCGAUGCAGGGCGCUGGCGGGUGUAUUCCUGGGACGAGAGAGUUUCUGCAAGGGGUGAGGCAGGCGGCGAGGGAGAAGGGCGUGGUGUUUAUUCUUGAUGAGGUCAUGACGUCGCGGUUGGCGCCGGGUGGGUUGGGAUGGGAGAUGGGGCUGGACCCGGAUAUGGUGACGCUGGGGAAGUAUCUGGGCGGUGGGCUUGCGUUUGGCGCAUUUGGUGGGAGGGAGGAGGUCAUGAAGGUGUAUGAUCCCCGAGUAGAGGGGGCGUUGGCGCAUUCGGGAACCUUUAAUAACAAUACCUUGGUCAUGUGUGCUGGGACCGCGGUGCUGAGGGAAGUGUAUACGGCCGCGGUGUGUGUGGCGUUCAAUGAAAGGGGGGAGAAGUUCAGGGAGAGGUUGGGAAAGGUUGCCAAGAGUUCGAGGUUGAGUGUGACGGGGAGGGGCUCGCUGAUCGGAUUGCAUUUUACGGAGGAUGGGACACAGGAGAUCGGUUGUGGGGAGGAUCUGAGAGGCAAGGAGAGGCCGGACUUGAGGGAUCUUUUCUGGUUUGAGAUGCUCGAGGCUGGAUUCUGGACGACGAGGCGGGGAUUCAUUGCUAUGAUAUUGGGGACGCCGGAUGACGAGCUGGAUCGUUUUGUCGACGCCUUGGGUGACUUCCUCGAAAGAUAUCGGGACAUCAUGAUGCUAGGAGAAUAUGGUCCGUGGGGGUGA
Messenger RNA from Parathielavia appendiculata, 1359 nucleotides. RefSeq names its product PLP-dependent transferase. Bases 1 to 1359 code for a protein of 452 amino acids. The transcript has 2 exons. Gene Ontology annotation, molecular function: pyridoxal phosphate binding; transaminase activity. NCBI's taxonomy places the organism in Eukaryota, Fungi, Ascomycota, Sordariomycetes, Sordariales, Chaetomiaceae. The record is from RefSeq and is a predicted model, not a curated record.